This is a messenger RNA of Sphaerodactylus townsendi, 3078 nucleotides long. It is a transcript of the gene GABRA6, whose product is annotated as gamma-aminobutyric acid type A receptor subunit alpha6. Gene Ontology annotation, cellular component: postsynapse; neuron projection; synapse. NCBI's taxonomy places the organism in Eukaryota, Metazoa, Chordata, Lepidosauria, Squamata, Sphaerodactylidae. The record is from RefSeq and is a predicted model, not a curated record. Gene Ontology annotation, molecular function: transmitter-gated monoatomic ion channel activity involved in regulation of postsynaptic membrane potential; GABA-gated chloride ion channel activity; GABA-A receptor activity. The transcript is spliced from 10 exons. The coding region runs from base 218 to 1636 and encodes 472 amino acids. Gene Ontology annotation, biological process: monoatomic ion transmembrane transport; regulation of postsynaptic membrane potential; gamma-aminobutyric acid signaling pathway.
UGGAAGGCUUUGGGGGGAAAUCAGUACCCGCUUUCGGGAGGAGGAGGAAGAGGAGGAGGAGGGGAAGAGGCGACCCGGGAAGGUGGGGCCGCCUCCAUCUGCCCAUUCGCACUUCCCUAAAGCCGUAGUUGCACGGAGUCAGCCGAAGGGGAGGACGACAGGGAGAUGGGCUCCAGUUGACCGGGUGGGCGCCAGGGGCUUGGGGCAAGGCGCAGACAUGGCUUGGUGGCUCUCUUGGGCGUGCUUCGUUGUCUGCCUCCAAGAGGUGCUGGCGGUAGACUUGCACGCCUACGAGGGCAACCUGUACUCCGAGAACAUCACUCGCAUCCUGGACAAACUUUUGGAUGGCUACGACAUUCGGCUUCGACCCGGUUUUGGAGGUCGCGGCAACCCAGGAGCUGUGACAGAAGUCAAGACCGACAUAUAUGUAACCAGCUUUGGUCCUGUGUCCGACGUAGAAAUGGAAUAUACAAUGGAUGUUUUCUUUCGGCAAACCUGGAUUGAUGAGAGGCUGAAAUUUGGUGGGCCCACUGAAAUUCUGAGACUAAACAAUUUGAUGGUCAGUAAAAUCUGGACCCCAGACACCUUUUUUAGAAAUGGAAAAAAGUCCAUUGCUCAUAAUAUGACGACCCCUAACAAACUUUUCAGAAUAAUGCAGAAUGGGACAAUUCUCUAUACAAUGAGACUUACCAUUAAUGCAGACUGUCCAAUGCGUUUGGUAAACUUUCCUAUGGAUGGGCAUGCUUGUCCACUGAAAUUUGGGAGCUAUGCCUAUCCUAAAAGUGAGAUGAUUUAUACCUGGAAAAAAGGACCACUCUAUUCAGUGGAAAUACCACAAGAAUCUUCCAGUCUUCUCCAGUAUGAUCUUAUAGGACAAACAGUUUCUAGUGAAACAAUUAAAUCCAAUACAGGUGAAUAUGUAACAAUGACUGUUUACUUCCACUUGCAAAGGAAGAUGGGCUACUUCAUGAUACAGAUAUAUACCCCUUGCAUCAUGACAGUCAUCCUUUCCCAGGUGUCUUUCUGGAUCAAUAAGGAGUCUGUUCCAGCUAGAACUGUUUUUGGGAUUACGACUGUCCUAACAAUGACCACACUGAGUAUCAGUGCCCGCCACUCUUUACCCAAGGUGUCUUACGCUACUGCCAUGGAUUGGUUCAUCGCCGUGUGCUUUGCCUUUGUCUUCUCUGCACUUAUCGAGUUUGCCGCUGUCAACUACUUUACCAAUCUUCAGACUCAGAAAGCAAUGAGGAAGGCAGCCAGGGCAGCUGCACUAGCAGCCGCCCUCUCCGCAGCUACCAUACCGGCGGAGGAUGAGAUAGUCUCGCCCUCCAAUGCCAACUGCAACCUGAAGAAGCGGAUGAACGCUAUGAAUUCUCCAACAGAACAGUCUCCUGAAGCAGCCAUAUUAUGCAAUAGUGCAUCCCAACGUCAGCCACCAACUGUUCCUUCAUCAUCACCACCAACACCUCCACCCAUUGGAGGGACAAGUAAAAUAGAUCAGUAUUCCAGGAUUCUCUUCCCAGUGGCAUUUGCAGGAUUCAAUCUAGUCUACUGGGUGGUUUACCUUUCAAAAGACACAAUGGAAUUUUUCGAACCUACUGCAAUGCAUCUCCGAAAUGACCAUCAACUCAACUGAUGAGUGCAAACUUAUGUGUGACAGAGGAGAGAACAACUUGAUGGGUGAAAUGACUUUAAAGGAUGCUCGUGAAACUUUAGUUACUGUGACUGCAUCAUACUUCAGAGUUCUGAAAAAAAUUGAAGAUAUGAAUUCUUGGCAUGUAGAAGAUAUAAUCUAUGCAAUGUGCUGAACUCUACCAAUGGUUACUGAACAAACAAGUUCUACUGUUGGGUCACUUCUUGUUUUAGUUAGUUUGCUAAAUAGAUCAGCGCUCAGACCUGGGGUUAAUACAAUUUGCUGCUGCAGAAUCAUUACUCACUACAAAGUGCUGCGCUAGGCUAUGUAUAAUGUAGUAUUACAACAGUAAAUAUCACUGUUGCAAUGUGAGAGUGUCACCAGAAAAAGUUUCCAACAAGAGUACUUCCUUUUAUGAUGAUGUACAGCCCGAUGUUCUGAAUUCAGAAAUAAGUCCCAUUGAAAGUACAAUUCCAUGCAGAGUUACCCUGGGUAAUCACACUGAAAUAUAUUACACUGGAGUAACUCUGAAGUUAUUUCUUGGUCAUGGUAGAUGGGAUUGCAGCUUUGGUUCCAUGGACAAAAAAUGUGACAAAAAUGGUUAAUACAAGAACUGCUACUAUAUUUAAAGAUUUCAGAGACUAGUGCACUAUAAAAUUAUGUCUGCAUCCCACAAAACAGACGAAUAAUACCAUCAAAUCUUCUUACCAUUUCUUUGGACUCAGAGUCAAAGUGCUAAAAUGGUGGAAUUACUUGUGCUUUAUCUUAUGCUUAACAGGGAAUCUGACAUUCAUGACUUUGAAUGGAAUCCUAUGAAUCAUGAGUGGAAGAUGUUCAUGGACCUUGUUUUAUCCCAGACGCUGAUGCUGGAGGACUGGGGAGCCUCAAGGAAAAAUUCUACAGACAUGGGGGCCUGCAGUAUAGAGCAGGAAUCAGGUGUCACCACCCCCAUCUUUCUUUUCUGCCAUUGCAGAAACUAGCUCAGGAUUAGAGGAAUGGAGGCAAUCCCCCCUCCCAUUUUUCCCCUUCUUGCUGCAACCACAAUGAGAUUCCAACCACCAGCACUAACAUUUAAUGGAGGAAUGGAAAAGCUGAAAAGGUUUGCUUCCAUAAGCACCUUUGUAUUUGCCAAUUGUAGGAUCUAACUGUAUGACCAAAGAGUGGCUGUUAUUUCAGAUUAAACAAUACUGAAUACAUAGGUGUAUGAUAUAUAUGUUUUAGACACUGGUUUCUAUUUUAUACAGAAGGUCUCUGAUACUUGUGAAUACUGUAUGCUAUGAUGAAUGUUUUGAUCAAAAAGCAAUAUCUUUCUUAAAGUAUUGCAUGACAUAUAGUUUACAAUGUGAUAUACAAUUUGCAUGAUAUACAUGUAAGUAGGUGUUACCUUGGCAAAAAUAUGAUUCAAAUAUCAUGUUUUUCUACUAAACAAGCAUGGGGCAAAAGGA